Molecule: messenger RNA, 1305 nt
Organism: Westerdykella ornata
Lineage: Eukaryota; Fungi; Ascomycota; Dothideomycetes; Pleosporales; Sporormiaceae
Product: GroES-like protein
Exons: 2
Coding region: 1-1305 (434 amino acids)
Source: RefSeq, a predicted model, not a curated record
AUGCAGAAGACUUUGGAAACGAACGCCAACAAUGCUGCACAGUUUCAUAAGAGGCAUGAAAAUAUCAGCAUUCCGCAGCAGCAAUCGGUCCUGCUAUUGCGUGCGAUACGGCAACCAUACGAGCUGAACCCGAACUACAGGGUGCCCGAGUUGCAACAUGAGCAUGAACUCCUCGUCAAAGUCAGCGCUGUAGGACUGAAUCCCAUAGACUGGAAAGCUCCCGACUUCAACUUCGGCAUCCCUGUUCUUCCAUAUAUCUCCGGUCGGGAGCUAUCUGGCACCGUUAUCCAAGCCCCCUCAUCGUCUUCCUUCCGCAUCCAAAAAGGUGACGUUGUCAUCGUCCCAUCAACCGACUAUCGGGACUUGCGAAAGGCUGCGUUCCAGCAGUACAGUGUAGCUGCUUCAUUCAACACGAUCCGGUUGCCGAAGCACAUCUCAGUGGAGUCAGGAAGCAUACUAGGCGUUGCCUUCGUCUCAUCUGCCCUUGCCUUGGGAAUCUGUAUGGGAGUUAGCUUUGAAGGUAUUGAGGACGGACCUGAUCUGCUGUCCCUCGUCAGAUCGAUUGAACCGGAUCGGCUGCCGGCGGAUAUAAGAGCUGAGUGUUUGGAAGGCAUUCAAGAGGACGAACGAGCGCAAAGGGGAGACUUUCUUGUGAUUUGGGGCGGUAGCUCGACAUGCGCGCAUACGAUGAAACAAAUUGCACGUCUAGCAGGGCUUAAGAUCAUAUCUGUCGUCGACAGUGGCAAGCAUGGCCUAAGAUUGUCCAACCAUCCCUCUAUCCGACCAGACUUGAUAGUGGAUAGCCAUGAUCCAGAAAGAGCAGUCUCAGUCAUUCAAGCAGCGACCGGCAAUUCAGCGCGCUUGGGCUUCGAUACUCAAGGAAAGGAAAGCGCUGCAUACCUUCUUCGCGCGCUCCAAUCUCCCGAUAAGCCGGAUGCUCUACCUGCUGAUUCCUCGAAAUACUCAUCAUCUCCUAAAUCGGAUCUUCCAACGCCGCCUAGCACUCCGUCUGAUGCUCUCUCCAUCAAAGCAACUCGCUCGCAUCUUGUCGGCUUAACUGAUCUUCCGACAACAAAUAUUCCGGCCGGAUCAGCACUGCACAAUGUGCCGAUCAAGCUCUUCCAUGAGAUUCCGGAGAUCGGCGAGGCACUGAGCGCAUGGUGUGAGCGACUGUUGCUCAAGGGGUUGUUGUUGCCGCCGGACGUCGUUGGGAUUGUCAAUGGGCUCGAGGGUAUUAAUGCGGGAUUGGAUCGAUUGAGGAGGAGGGAGAUUAGUGGAGGGAGGUUGGUUGCUGUGUUGAACUGA